AUGGAUUCAAGGUGGCGUCGGAUUUCAUGUCGGCGGAUUUGAUAAUCUAACACUUUGCAUUUUUGACUGUUCGUUAAUCUUAUAAAAGUAGAAAUUGUACAGAAUAAUUAAUUGCCUAGCUUUGAAGAAUGGACGGUAUUACUGAUGAAUGUAAAAACUUCCAUGAGUGUGCAAUAUGCUGUCAGAUCUUCCAUCAAUGGAGCGAGCUACAAGACCACCAAAUAAUUCAUGUUGAAAAUAAGGAUAUGAGGGGAAUAGAUUUUAAUGUCAAUGUCAGCAAAGACAAAUAUCCAGACUUCCGUUUACAUGAUCAAGGUGAGAAGUCUGAUGCACGUUUACACAUUGAAGAUGGCGGUAACGGAUGGAAAGCGGAUGUUAUUUUAAACAUGAAAGAUGGAGAGACAUCUGAUAAUGAUGGGAGGUCUGAUGAUAGUUUACACAUGGAGAACGAGGAUGAUAAACGAGAUAACGAAAGGAGGUCUGAUGUAACAUGUAGUUUACAAAUGAAAAACGCGGAUGAGGAUAAAGGAACUAAGUUUGAUAUUCGUUUACACGUGGGGAAGAAGGGCAAUGGAGAUAUCAAAGAGACGUCGGAUGAUACUUUACACAUGGAGAACACGGAUGAGGAUAAUCAAGAUAAGAAAGGGAAUUCCAAUGUUCAUUUACGCACGGAAUACAAGGUUGAUAAUCAAGAUCAGGAAGGGAAUUCGGAUGUUUAUUUACACAUGGAGAACAAGGUUGAUAAUGGAGAUAACAGAGGAACAUCUGAGGAUGCUGAUGUAUGUUUAAAAGAAAAAGAAACUGGUGACAUUGAUAAAUAUAGUGAGGUGAUUUCCAUACCAGACCUCCCUAUCACUAAUAACAGAAGUUGGAACCUUAAAUGUGAUUUCUGCAAUAAAAUAUUUAAUGAUCAGGCUAAUUUACAAGAACAUGCCCGAGUUCAUCAGGGAAACAGACCCUUUAAUUGCGAUUACUGUUGGAAAACGUUUCCAAGACAAACGGAUCGACUUAGACAUUUGGUGACCCAUACGGGUGAAAAACCUCAUCACUGUGAUGUUUGCAAUAAAUCAUUUAACUUACACAGUAAUUUACAGAAACACAAAAAGAUUCACACUGGCGAAAAACCGUUUGAGUGUGGGAUGUGUGAUAAAUCGUUUUCUCAGUGUAGUAAUCUUCUUACGCACAUGAAAACGCAUACGGGGGAAAAACCCUUUAGUUGCGAUAUAUGCGGAAAGUCGUUCUGUAGACAGAGUGAUGUGAACCGACAUUAUAAAACUCACACCGGUGAUAAGCCAUUUAAAUGCGAUAUCUGUGGUAAAUCAUUUAGUGAUGGCAGUAAUCUUCAGAAGCAUGCAACAACUCACACCGGUGAAAAACCUUUUUCCUGUGAAGUAUGUGGACGGUCGUUUUCUAGGCGUAGCACCGUUAAACGGCAUCUGUCGACCCACGCACAUGAUUCAACAUUAAGGGCGAAUUACAGCCCUAGUCAAUCGGACCAUAACAAUGUUGGAGAUAAUCAAUUGAAUAUUUCAGAAUUGGAUUCUCUCAAUUCCAAGAUUGAGUAAAAAGAAGGAUUUCUGGCUACAAGGCAUGUGUGUCAAAUAAAUAAGAAAAUAUCUCAACCAACCAUGACAGCUGAAACAUAUUGAUUGUGUUUAAUUAUCACGAUUCUAUGAAUCUUUUUCCAUUGGUAGAACUGUGACAGGACUAAAUUCAGCGUCACUCAAUUUCCCCAAUAUUUAAAAAAAAAUUAAUUUUGAUCAAUGAAACAUAAUUAAUAUUCUAGUGCAUGUUUUGUAAUAUUAUGACGUCAGUCGCAAAUUGUCAAAUUCAUUUUUUUCUCACCAUUAUUUUAUUCGUUCUAUACAAUAAAUGUUGUUCAUGAUACAAUAAAAUAAGUGGGGUUAAAUGUCCUAUUGUUCUGCUUCAACUGGGCUAAUGAAGACGGGAACAAUUUUGCUAUGGCUUACUCUUACAUGUAUAUCGAAUUCCAACCACCAAAGGAUCUUUUACUUGCACGCCAAUGUGUACACAGGACCUCUGGUUUUCCGUCCGAUCUAAACGACUAGACAGCUGCCCUUGUCAGGCCCUCUGUCUUGCAUCACUGACAAGGGGAAAUCAUGCUGAAAAAUCCCGAUGAACUGUCUUGACCUACAUCGGGAGUGAACCCUCGACCUCCAGACUAGCAAGCCAGCGUCCAACCCAUUUAGCCAACGUGAUUCACACAAACUUAUACCUUAUAAUACACUAUAUAAUUUACUUCCCAGUAACUCGUGAGUCCAUAUUUUGUUUUUUGGAACCUGUCCUUGCUCUUUGUAGGCUUCAGAAUGAAUUAAAUGGGGGUUAAAUCCCUACUUUUUGGUCCAACCGGGCAAAU
Molecule: messenger RNA, 2377 nt
Organism: Patella vulgata (common limpet)
Lineage: Eukaryota; Metazoa; Mollusca; Gastropoda; Patellidae
Product: zinc finger protein 391
Exons: 2
Coding region: 129-1565 (478 amino acids)
Biological process (GO): regulation of DNA-templated transcription
Molecular function (GO): DNA-binding transcription factor activity, RNA polymerase II-specific; RNA polymerase II cis-regulatory region sequence-specific DNA binding
Source: RefSeq, a predicted model, not a curated record